CUUCAUGAUUCAUGUCCUGAGCGUAGCACUGUGGUCAGCUGAUCCGACUGAGUGCAGCAGGAGCGUACCACUCGGAGCAGCUUACCACAGGUCCUCAGGCAUGGUCCUAGCUGUCGGGCACUGCUUGUCCUAACCAGAGAGUGCCCACAGAGAAUCACACUCCUGCAGCAACACAUAGGUUACACUGUAUAAGAUUUUGCUGUACUCCCAUAGAAGCUUCCAAGCAUCUGACAGUCAUGAGCGAUUAUCGGUGGUCUGCACAUGUACUACGAUGGUCUUGCAAUGGUGGUUGCAGAGAGGGUUUAGUCGCAAAGUGAUUGACAGUCAGAGGCCGUAAAGGGGGAAGUAACGGGAGUGCCGGCAGAAACUCAGGAUGCCCCUGGCUCUUCCACAAUGGCUUCUGACUACCACAUCUGUAAGUUACAGAGAUACCAACCUCUCGCUGUUCUCGGUUCUUCCAACUUCAGAGAGAGAUGGGAACUAUACUACAGAAGAAGUUGAUUGUCAGCAGGUGGGGACGUUAAAUUCCUCCCUUCGCUGUGACUUCAUCAGGAACACACCAGAUUGCAAUGGCACUGAUGGAUACAUUAGUUACCUGUAUGUGGCCUUCUGCAGCUUUCCGCCACAACUAUACCCCCUCGCUAUCUUCUUGUAUGCCCUGUGGCUCCUCUACCUCUUCAUUAUUCUUGCAGUGACUGCAGAAAAGUUCUUUUGUCCUAAUUUAUCUGCAAUCUCCAGAACACUUAGACUAUCCCACAAUGUGGCAGGUGUCACCUUUUUGGCCUUUGGGAAUGGUGCCCCUGAUGUAUUCAGUGCUGUGGCUGCUUUCUCUGACUCCAGGACUGCAGGCUUGGCUAUAGGUGCACUCUUUGGUGCAGGUAUAUUUGUCACCACCGUAGUGGCUGGAGGCAUCGCACUGGUGAAACCAUUCACCGCAGCUUCUCGUCCCUUCCUAAGAGAUAUUGUGUUUUACAUGUCUGCCAUCUUCCUCACAUUUUAUGUGCUGUAUCGAGGAUAUGUGGACUUGCCAGAUGUUCUAGUGUAUUUGCUGCUUUACUUGGCUUAUGUCCUCGUGGUGGUCCUGUCCACCUGGAUCUACCAGAGGAUGCGCCAUCAGCUCUUGGCUGUCCCCAGCUUAGAUGAGCCAGAUCUUAUAACGGACACAGAAGAAAACCCAGUUCCCACCCCUCACGGCUCUGAAUAUGGAGAUGAGUAUCAGCCAUUAUUGCCUUUGCAGCAUAAUACCUGGCAAAUUCUCCUGGAGCAGCUGAAUCCAGUGGACUCGAGGAAAUGGAGACAAAAACAUUGGCCCUGGAAAGUCUUGAAAAUAGUAAAGGUCCCUGUGGAAAUGUUGCUCCUUCUCACUGUUCCCAUAAUGGACCCAGACAAAGAGGAUCGCAACUGGCAGAGGCCGCUGAAUUGCCUUCAUCUGAUCACCAGUCCUCUUCUCUGUGUGUUUUGUCUGCAUUCCGGAACAUAUGGACUCUACGUUAUUCAGGGAGUGCUGCCAGUUUGGGCUGUUCUGUUGCUGAUUGGGACCCCUUUGGCAAUCAUUGUUUUCUUCACCACCACAAAUGAUCAGCCCCCCAGAUAUCACUGUCUCUUCUCCUUCAUGGGAUUCGUUGUCAGUGCACUCUGGAUCAGUGCUUCAGCAACUGAAGUUGUCAACCUGUUGCGCACUUUUGGGGUUAUCUUCCGGCUGAGUAAUACAGUGCUUGGUCUAACCUUGCUUGCCUGGGGGAACAGUAUUGGAGAUUUUGUAUCAGAUCUCACAUUGGCCCGUCAAGGCUAUCCUCGCAUGGCAUUCUCCGCCUGUUUUGGAGGCAUCAUCUUCAAUGUGCUAAUUGGAGUUGGUCUGGGGUGUCUGCUGCAAUUGGGUCCAUCUAAGACCGUGUUACAGUUGGAAUCACAAGGUCUUUUGGUGUGGAUCCUGGCUGGAGGUCUCGGAAUCAGUCUGGUUUUCUCCCUAAUAUCCGUGCCCUUACAAUGCUUUCACCUACGCCGCAGCUAUGGGUUUGCCCUGAUCUUCAUCUAUGUUCUCUUCCUAGUUGUGGCACUUUUAACUGAAUUUGGAGUUAUCAAACUGGAAAACUCAUAACACUGAGAAAAAGACUCUUGGAAGGACACUCAACAAUAAUAUGUUAUGUGAAGUUGCCACCUUUCUUCCAUCUCUUUUCCAAAUCCCUAUAACCCUUAAUGGCUGCUUUACUCUCUCAGGAUGUUUUUUGUUUAGUUUUAUUUUAUUUUAUUUUUUAAGCACACAAUCAUAAAAUGGUUAUACAAAUAGUUGUUUUAAAAGGGAAAAUAAUGCACGUUUUUAUUUUUUUAUAAACUAUUUUUAAAACCGUAAUGUGCUGUUGACUUGGAUUGUAUUUUGGAUCCUUACUGUAAUAAGUCCAACCAUAACAAAUUGUGGACUACCCAUUAAACAAUAUAAGAACUA
Molecule: messenger RNA, 2443 nt
Organism: Pseudophryne corroboree (corroboree frog)
Lineage: Eukaryota; Metazoa; Chordata; Amphibia; Anura; Myobatrachidae
Gene: SLC8B1
Product: solute carrier family 8 member B1
Exons: 18
Coding region: 374-2098 (574 amino acids)
Biological process (GO): intracellular calcium ion homeostasis; calcium export from the mitochondrion
Cellular component (GO): membrane
Molecular function (GO): calcium:sodium antiporter activity
Source: RefSeq, a predicted model, not a curated record